GCGAAGGAUUUAUUGAAUUAUUUACUGUUUUGUGUACGAAAAUACACAUAAAAAACAAUAUCUGCGAGCUUGAGCAUCUUCAUAAAGCACAAGCACGUUCCGCAUAAGACAUAGCAGUGCACGAAUCUGAUAUAUACUUCGAGAGCGACGGCAUGUUAUUGGGCUUAAACGAGCUGACCACAACAAGGCGUCUUUUGUUUAUUGUGGCUGUUUUGGGUAUUGUGCUAUAUGCAAAAAUCCAUAUACUUCCGGUUUUCGAGUGGUACUGGACUGCGAUUAGCUUAUAGCCGAUAUAAAGAUGACGGAAAGACGUGUUUCGUACUUUUACAAUGCUGAUGUGGGUAAUUUUCACUACGGCGCGGGGCAUCCGAUGAAACCGCAACGCUUGGCGGUCACUCACAGUCUGGUUAUGAACUAUGGAUUGCAUAAAAAGAUGAAAAUCUAUCAGCCGUACAAAGCAAGUGCACAGGAUAUGCUGCGGUUCCACAGUGAUGAAUAUAUCGCCUACCUGCAGCAGGUGACUCCGCAAAAUAUACAAUGCAACUCCGUGGCUUAUACCAAGUAUUUGGCGCACUUUAGCGUUGGAGAGGACUGUCCGGUUUUUGACGGACUGUUUGAUUUCUGCGCCAUGUAUACGGGAGCUUCACUUGAGGGCGCACAAAAGCUGAACCACAAUCACAGCGACAUUUGCAUUAAUUGGUCGGGUGGUCUGCAUCACGCCAAGAAGUUUGAAGCCUCUGGUUUUUGUUAUGUCAACGACAUUGUUAUUGGCAUCCUGGAACUGCUUAAAUAUCAUCCGCGAGUUCUCUACAUUGACAUUGAUGUACACCAUGGCGAUGGAGUACAGGAGGCAUUUUAUCUAACGGAUCGCGUGAUGACAGCUUCAUUUCACAAGUACGGCAACUACUUCUUCCCGGGCACGGGUGAUAUGUAUGAGAUUGGUGCCGAAUCUGGGCGAUAUUACAGUGUUAAUGUGCCCCUCAAGGAGGGUAUCGAUGAUCAGAGCUACUUUCAAGUGUUUAAGCCGAUCAUCUCGGCCAUCAUGGACUUUUAUCGACCUACAGCAAUUGUCUUGCAAUGUGGCGCCGAUUCGUUGGCUGGAGAUCGUCUUGGUUGCUUCUCGCUAAGCACUCGGGGACAUGGUGAAUGCGUCAAGUUCGUCAAGGAGCUAAAUGUGCCCACCUUGGUAGUGGGCGGUGGUGGUUAUACACUACGCAACGUGGCACGCUGCUGGACACACGAAACAUCUCUGUUGGUGGACCAGGAGAUAGCUAACGAUUUGCCCGCAACGGAAUACUAUGAUUUCUUUGCUCCAGACUUCACGUUACAUCCCGAUAUCAAUUCCCGGCAAGACAAUGCUAACUCAAAACAGUAUUUGGAGUUGAUUGUUAAGCAUGUGUAUGAGAAUCUGAAAAUGUGUCAGCACUCGCCCAGUGUGCAGAUGGUACAAACACCACCGGAUGUGGAUUUGGAGGAGCUGCGCAUGAGGGAGGAAACCGAUCCAGAUGUCCGCAUGUCUCAGGCGGAGGAGGACAAGCUAGUCGAUGCGAAAAACGAGUUUUAUGAUGGCGAACAAGAUCAGGACAAGCCAGAUUCAGUAGAAGGUUAAGAUAAGUUAGAAUACAAUUAAAGAAAAUAACAAAUAGAUUGCCACAUUUGGCUUUAAAAUAGA
Drosophila innubila is the source of this 1672-nucleotide messenger RNA. RefSeq names its product histone deacetylase 3 (gene HDAC3). Gene Ontology annotation, molecular function: histone deacetylase activity. NCBI's taxonomy places the organism in Eukaryota, Metazoa, Arthropoda, Insecta, Diptera, Drosophilidae. The coding region runs from base 299 to 1609 and encodes 436 amino acids. The record is from RefSeq and is a predicted model, not a curated record. The transcript has 3 exons.